Meyerozyma guilliermondii ATCC 6260 is the source of this 645-nucleotide messenger RNA. RefSeq names its product rRNA-processing protein. Lineage: Eukaryota; Fungi; Ascomycota; Pichiomycetes; Serinales; Debaryomycetaceae. Gene Ontology annotation, cellular component: small-subunit processome; nucleolus. The transcript has a single exon. The record is from RefSeq and is a predicted model, not a curated record. Bases 1 to 645 code for a protein of 214 amino acids.
AUGGCAUCGCCGCGUGUAUGCAGUACACAUCAUCAAAAUUUUGAGCUCAUCGCGAUCAAGUUGUUCAUAUUAGUUAUGGGAAAAGCCAAAAAAACGAGAAAGUUUGCAUUGGUGAAGCGCACAUUAUCGUCCAAGGACCCUCGGAUGAAGAAAAAUGAAGCGAAAAAGCCGCAACCUGCCUCUGAUCCGGAAUUAACAAAGUCGGUUCCUCAGGUUUCUUCUGCAUUAUUCUUCCAAUAUAACGAGGCAAUUAAGCCGCCAUAUCAAGUAUUAAUCGAUACCAACUUUAUCAACUUUAGUAUUCAGAAAAAGGUCGAUAUUAUAAGAGGUAUGAUGGAUACACUUUAUGCCAAAUGUAUACCCAUUGUCACCGAUUGUGUGAUGGCAGAAUUGGAAAAACUUGGACCCAAAUAUCGAAUAGCACUCAAAUUGGCCAAGGAUCCCAGAAUACAGAGAUUAACGUGCUCACACAAAGGAACGUAUGCUGAUGACUGUUUGGUGAAUCGAGUGAUGCAACACAAGUGUUACAUUGUAGCCACCAACGAUGCCGAUUUAAAGAGAAGAAUAAGAAAGGUUCCUGGUAUACCAAUUAUGAGCGUUGGUGGCCAUUCAUAUGUCAUUGAGAGACUCCCUGAUGUGUUUUAG